Molecule: messenger RNA, 4089 nt
Organism: Engraulis encrasicolus (European anchovy)
Lineage: Eukaryota; Metazoa; Chordata; Actinopteri; Clupeiformes; Engraulidae
Exons: 8
Coding region: 57-2624 (855 amino acids)
Source: RefSeq, a predicted model, not a curated record
GGGACAAGAGAGACUGCAGUCCUGUCUUCGUCGGUGAACGUGGAAAAACAGGGGAAAUGGGACUUAAUAUCUUCCGAAGGACAUCCUUUUUUGUGGUGUCCUUUCUCUUUUGGAUCACUGGAUAUGCACCACAAAAAGUGUAUUUUGACUGUGGAGCCAAAGUUGACGUGGUGGAUGCCCAGGGCCUGAUCCUCUCUCCCGGCUUCCCCUAUAACUACUCGUCAGGGACGCACUGCGUGUGGCAGUUCUUCGUGCCGGUGGGCCACCAGCUCGUCAUGGAGAUGUUUGACUUUGACGUCUUCGAGAACCACAGCCGCGACAACAACCAGGCCCGGUUCGCAGCCAUGUCCGAGGGGGACCUGGACGACCAGGAGGAGAUCAUGGACGACAGCUCGGUGUACAGCUCCACCCUGGGCUCCGAGGCAGUGGAGGAGGCCGAGGCCGAGGCUGGGGCCGGGCUGAAAGACCUCGUCACGCCGACCCCGGGAAGCAGCAGUAUGAAGGGGCCCCAGCUUAACGCAAAAAAGGACGAGGUCAAUAACAAGCCUGUGGUUGUCCAAGAGGAAUCCACCAAAAUGGAGCUGGCCAAGGUGUCCAACUCCGCUAAGUGGUCCGCGUCCAUGCCACCACCCCUUGCUGCCUCCCUGCUGCCUACAAUAGUGCAGGCUCCUGGGAUGGUGGAGGCUGCGGGAGACAAAGCCCUGAAUGCCAUCUCUCCCCAAGGGCUCCGGGCCGAAGCCGGACUAGAGGCAGACGAGCUAGCGAGUUACUUCUACACGACCACCGCGGCUUUCCCCGCAGACACGGAGUCCGUGAGCCCGGAGAUGCAGCAGGCACAGCUGGACGCCUGCCCACAUGACGUGCUCUACAUCUCGGACCUCAUCACCUUCUCCUCGCGCUUCUGCGGCGCCAACCGGCCCAGCAGCAGCCAGCUGGUCUUUGGCUCCUCGGAUGAGAUGGUGGAGGUGAUUAUGGAGCUCAUCACCACCACCCACUGGGGCCGCGGCUUCGCCCUGCUCUUCCACUACCGCAACCACACCGAAGGCAUGGCCGACCAGCGCUCUCUCACUCCCGCCGCCUCCGGGAAGAUGGGCGUCCUCUUGGCCGUCGUGAGUGGCGUGGCCUUCUUCGCCGUGGCUCUGGCUUUUGCCCUCUUCGUCAUCUUCAGACCAAAACUAUGUGCGAAAGGAGCCAGCGCAUCUCCCUCCAGCAACCCUGAGGUAAAACAACUAAACAGUCCUUCUGAUCUCAAUGAAAAACACACAGACGGCCCUCCUCAGGUGCCCCAGCUAGUGCAGAACCCCGGGGUGGACGUCAGUGAACUCCAACUGGUGCCUCCCAACGAGCUGGCGGGACAAGAGGCUGCAGUGCUGUCCAGGAAUGGCAACAACAACCGCUCACAGAGUCUGAGCCUGCUGAACACAGGUCUGUCAUUCACUGUUGGCGGUGAGGCCUCGUCCAAUCAGGAGCAAGACGUCUCCGCUGGCGGGCUGACUGAGCUGGAGCUUGGCACAGAUGAGGUGUUUGUGAUUUCCUCCGGCCCCAGUCCAAGCAGAUUGCCAUUCUGUCCCCACACGCGAGACCGGUACCUCCGUCACAGUGACACUGGUCCAUCCCGGGUGAACGACUGGCCGUCCACAGAUCCCACCGCUGCUGCCGUGGCCGGAGGAGCCACCACCGCCUCCACCACCAGCAGCAGCAGCAGUCCUGCAGCUCCCACAGGCUCCUCCAGCAGCAGUAGCCGUCCCAGGGCCUGGAGUGUCCGCACCUUCCAAGACUUCCUUCCUCCUCUGCCCCAGCUCCACAAGAAGUGGUGCAGCUGGAACUCCACCAGUCCCUUCACUAAGCUGGUUGACAACGCGCCGUCCAGCUCGGUAGAUGGCCAGAGCGAGUCGGGCAAGAGGAAGGUGUUCUCCGACCCCCAGCUGGGGGACAAGGGCAGUCACCACCAUGGCAGCCAGUCCGACUCGUCCAUGAGCAACGCCUCGUACCCCUUGGCCCAGCCAGCUCAGCGCCAGCGCCGCCUCAACUCCGCCAGCAACCUGCGCCGCACCCGCUUCGCCGCCCCCUGCUUCGGCCUCCUGUCCGGCUCUCCAGAGGGUAACAGGGCAGCCAGCGCGGGAGACAACACCAGCCACACAGAUGGAAGCUCCACAGGGCACCACCACCACCACCACCAGCAUCAGCAGCAGCAGUCGGGGGAGUCCCAGCCACAGGUGGGGAAGGUGAGGGACUUUGCCGGAGGGGGAAGCGAUCCGCACGAUCACGUCAGCGUGCCAGUGUUUGCCAUCUGCGAGGAGGAGGACCGGCAGCCACUCGUCCAGGCCGAGCACCUCAGCACCUCCUCACCUUCACCAUCCUCCUCCUCCUCCACGACGGUCGUCCGCAACGGACUGAGCCAGGUCAAGAGGUUGGCGGAAGGGGGCGUGCCACUGCUCAACGGCUCCGUGCUGUCUCCUCGCGGGAAGUCCGAGUGGAGGCCGUGGGCCAGUAACGGCACGGCAGAGGAAGGGCUUCUCCCGUCUGGAGACGAGGCUACAGCAACAGCUGCCACGGCCGAGUCACCACUGGUGAUGGCCAACAGCUUGUCUGGGCAGAUACAGCUGUCUUCUCUCAGCCAAUAAACACAGCUAUGCAGUUUUGUGUGAUCUGAUGGGCCAAGGACAUGAUCAGUAUAUGUGUGUGUGUUUGUGUUUGUGUGUGUGUGGAGUCAGAACUGAGAAGCAGCAACUCCUCAAUGGACCCAAGGCAUGUUGAGCUUCCAAACGUCAAUCGCUCUCUCAAGUGGGUGCAGAAACCCUUUAAAUCGUUGCUACCUGAAAAGCACAGUCUGCAGUGAAUUUCUUGAUAAAGUGAAGGAAGGACUCUUUUUCUAUACAUGUAUGUUCAAGUGUUUUUUUUCUACCAUUCAUUUACCAACUCUUUGUACUUCAUUAGAAGGGCCUAUUUUGAUCAGAGACUGAAUGAAACAGAUUUGCUAAUUUGCAGUUGAACUACUUAAUAUUUAUGUAAUCUCCUAGCUCUAUUACCACUCAAUAAGCACUGUACAAUCUCUGCUUUUGUUGUUAAUAAGAAAAUAUAUGUAACAGUAUAUAAAUAUAUAUAUAUAUGUACGUAACGUAGUUAAAGAUAGGUAAAAGGUAACUUUUACCACACGACAGUGCUAUGAAAUUAAUAUUUACUUCAAUGUCUCUUUUCUGUUUUAAAGUGAUAUUCCAAAUACCAGCACUUUUUUAUUAUUAUUAUUCUUGUAAAAUGGCCCAUCAGUAGGCUAAAAUGUAGAGGGCCAAUUAAGGUGGGUGGGGAAGCAAGCUGCUGGCUGGACCCUGUUCUGCAAAAAAACACACACCGAGGUAAUUCAUGGGUCCAAGAUGCUUCCGCACACCAUUUUUUAAAAAUGUACUUACGCACAUGGUCUCUCAUUCCUACUCCGCAUAGAAGCCUGGAGUGGAACAGGGGCCGAUACCACUGCUGCUGCUACUGCUAUUGCUGCUACCUACACCUACACGUGCUCAUGCAUAAACUACAUAUACCGCUCGCCCAGCUUGGCAAAAAAAAGAAAAAAAGAAAAAAGUGCUGCUCACACCUCUCUUGUCCCACCACAUUGGAUCACUGACCAGUAGUGUUGCAACCUGUCUCCAGUUUUACCUGAUAACGUGGUUUUCAAUGGUCUGUCCCGGGGGAGAAUUAUAUUUUCCCUGGACACUGGCCUCGUUUACAUGAGACAUCUCAUUCAAAAUUAACUCCAUUUUAUUCAGAAUGAAAUGUAAUUCUGCUUAAAAAAAAAAAAAACAUGUAAAUAAUGUUCACAAUUUGGAAUUAACUGAAAGUGCAAGGUAAACUCGACAGAAGUAUUUAAUUCUGAAUGAUGAAUUCAGUAUUAAAAACAUUGUGUAAACCUGGCCACUAAGUGAAGGGGGCCAUUGAGGUGAUAACUCUAGUGACCAGCCGCCCCAGCCAACCAACUGGGCCACGCACACCUCCGCCUUCAAACAUGUGGCCUGCAGUGGUGACAAAAGGGGCUGGUGUUGUUCAAAAAGGGAACUGAUAACUGUGCAAACAUAAGGCAAUAAAAAUGAAUGAAACUAA